Molecule: messenger RNA, 6405 nt
Organism: Lingula anatina
Lineage: Eukaryota; Metazoa; Brachiopoda; Lingulata; Lingulida; Lingulidae
Product: alpha-mannosidase 2x
Biological process (GO): N-glycan processing; protein deglycosylation; mannose metabolic process
Cellular component (GO): Golgi membrane
Molecular function (GO): carbohydrate binding; alpha-mannosidase activity
Source: RefSeq, a predicted model, not a curated record
UGAGUAGGCUAUAACGGUGACGUUUAUCGCAAUCGAUGUGGCAGGGAAAUUUGUUUCAAUGCAUCUCACAUCGAUUUAGUGUUCUUUGGCAUAGUUUAGACUGUAAAACCCUUAUUUUGGUUUAGUUUAACAGAUGCAUCUGCAAUAUAUCUCAGUUUGACCAUUAGAAUUACCAACAAUGAAGAAGUAUAUGGCAUUGAUGGGUGCUGCCAUGUUCGGGGUAGUCUGUUUCUCCUUGUAUUUGAUGAUGGAAAGUGCCAGCAUGAAUCAAUCAAGAUACACAGAUCUAGGAAAGGAUGAAGUAGAUGUAAUUGAUUCUAAAAUUCACCAGAUUGAAGCAGAUCUGCAGAAAAACCACAAGUCAAUUGAUGUAAUAAAGGAAGUGGUAGGACAGCUGGCGCAAGGAGAUAGUAGAGCUCUAGAAAAACUAAAGAAUGCCCUUGAUAUCGAAGUCCAUGGGGAUGCACCAGUGCCUUCUAGGAUAAAACCAAACAUCACAGCAAUCUCCAGAAAUGUGGUCCGAGUUCCAGAAGGGAUGUGCAGUUUUGCAGAAACACCACCAGCUGGCACUGAUGUACAGAUGUUGAAUGUGUUUGAUCAUAUCCCCUUUGAUAAUCCAAAUGGAGGUGUGUGGAAGCAGGGGUUCCCUAUCUCCUACGAUGUCAGCACCUGGCAAGAUAAGCCACUCAAAGUCAUCCUUGUACCACACUCUCACUGUGAUCCAGGUUGGAUCAAAACAUUUGAAGCUUAUUACCGUGACCAAGUUAGGCAUAUCCUGAACAACAUGGUGACCAAACUUGAAGCCGACUCAUCAAGAAAAUUCAUGUAUGCAGAAAUUUCAUUUUUCUCAAGAUGGUGGCAAGAACUGGAUGAAAGUAUGAAGGGCAGAGUAAGACGCUUGGUGAAGAGUGGUCAGUUUGAGAUAGUGACCGGUGGCUGGGUAAUGAAUGAUGAGGCGGUCUCACACUACUCGGCCAUGAUUGACCAGAUGAUAGAGGGUCACCAGUGGCUGGAACAUGAACUAGGGGUAAAACCCAAGUCUGGCUGGGCCAUUGACCCAUUUGGCCAUUCUCCAACUAUGGCGUAUUUCUUGAAGAGGAUGGGCUUGAAGAAUAUGUUGAUUCAAAGGGUGCAUUAUUCAGUUAAGAAAUACCUAGCUCAGACCAAAAAUCUUGAGUUUCUAUGGAGACAGAAUUGGGACCAUGAUGGAAGCACAGAUAUGUUCUGCCAUAUGAUGCCAUUCUACAGUUACGAUGUCCCCCACACUUGUGGUCCCGACCCCAAGAUCUGCUGUCAGUAUGACUUCAAACGUCUUCCAGGGGGCAGGGUAACCUGUCCAUGGAGAGUGCCUCCAGUACCCAUUACAAAUAAUAAUGUGGCACAGAAAGCUGAGAUACUACUAGACCAGUACAGAAAGAAGGCUUCUUUGUACAGAAAUAAUGUAGUCCUAGUUAUACUGGGAGAUGACUUCCGCUAUGACAAGCCAGAAGAGUGGGAAAACCAGUUUGGAAAUUACAAGAAACUUUUUGACUACAUGAAUGCCAAACCAGAUUGGCAUGUGCAGGCUCAGUUUGGGACCCUCUCUGAUUAUUUUGAUGCUUUGCGAGAGAGGGCAGGCACAGAAGCAGACGACACUCCCACUGGCUACCCCCGGUUGGCUGGAGACUUCUUCACCUAUGCUGACCGUGAUGACCAUUACUGGAGUGGCUAUUUUACUUCUAGACCAUUCUAUAAACAUUUAGAUAGAGUAGCAGAGUCUAAUUUGAGGAAAGCAGAAGUUUUAUACAGUCUGGCCACUGCCCUAUCCAGAAAACAAGCUUCAUCAACAUUCCCUGCCAGUGCUAUGUUGGAGAAAAUUAUAGUUGCAAGGAGAAGUCUUGCCUUAUUUCAACAUCAUGACGCCAUAACUGGAACAGGAAAAGACCAUGUUGUUAUCGAUUAUGCUAAUAUGAUACUUAAUGGCAUGCAGAACUGUAAGACUGUGAUCAGUGUGUGUGCUCACUACCUGCUGGCAAAAGACAAGAGUCAAUAUGCGCAUGAUCCUUCAACUCUAUAUUUUGAUGUGGAUGAGCAAAGAGUUGCACAAGAUUCUCUUCCCCAGAAGACAGUUAUCAAAUUAUUACCAGAACCAAGGACUGUGAUAUUGUAUAAUUCCCUCUCACAAGAGAGAUCAGACAUCGUCAGGCUGUAUGUAUCUGAACCCUUUGUAGAAGUCAAAGACCCUCUUGGAAAUGUUGUUCAGACUCAGACAGACCUCUUUUGGAUGAACAAUGAAGAGUCUUCUUCUGACAUUUAUAAGGUUUCAUUUGUUGCUCAAGUACCUGCUCUUGGUCUCAGUAAAUAUACUAUCCGUAAAGUACAAGAAGGAACCAAUCCAUCUGCUACAUUUCCAGUUAUUGUGAUGUAUAAUGCUCAAAGUACCACUUCAAUUACUAGGGGACCAUUUAAGAUUUUUAGAAAGAUAACUGAAGAGUUUUCUAUUGAAAAUUCAGAUAUGAAAGUGCAGUUUUCAAAUGGGGGAAUGAUCAAGUCUAUAACCACAGUCAAAGAUGGCCAAGUUAACCAAGUCCAGGUGCAGUUUGUAAAGUAUGGGACCAUUAAUGCUAAAGAGAAGAGUGGGGCUUACCUGUUCCUGCCAAAUGGACCUGCUCAGAAUAUAGAUGUAGGAAACCCAUUCAUCCGGGUUGUACAAGGUGCCCUGAUGUCUGAGGUCCAUGUAUUCAUCCCCCAUGUAGAACACACUGUGAGGGUUUGUAACUCUCCAGGCACCAGUGGAUCAUCUGUAGGCAUACACAAUAUAGUUGACAUCCGUGGGGAGUCCAAUUAUGAAAUAGCUAUGAGGCUAAUGACUGAUAUCCAAAAUAGUGAUGGCCAGUUCUUCACUGAUCUCAAUGGAUUUCAGAUGCAAAAGAGGAAAAUGCAAAGGAAACUACCUCUGCAAGCCAACUUUUAUCCUAUCUCAACCAUGGCUUAUAUUCAGGAUGGACAGUCUCGGUUCAGUGUCAUGACUGCACAGAGUUUGGGAGGCUCUUCUCUCAAAACUGGCUGGUUGGAGGUUGUACUGGACAGACGUCUAAUGCAAGAUGAUAACCGGGGGCUGAUGCAAGGAGUGAAGGACAACAAAAGAACUGAUUAUCAGUUCAGGAUAUUAUUGGAAAGGAAGCUAAGUGACGCCAAGCCCCUUCCAACACAGCCAAUGGGGUAUCCGUCUCUACUGGGGCAGAUGUCCUCCUUGGAUUUGUUGCAUCCCAUGCACAUCAUUCCUCAGUCACAGCACGUCACAACACUUACACCACUGGAGCCACAGUAUUCGGCCCUCACUGCUGAUUUACCAUGUGAACUUCACUUUCUAAACCUCAGGACUCUACAGAUAGCUGAGGGGGAUUUCACACCAUCUCAAACAGCAGCAUUACUUGUUCAUAGAUUUGCAUUUGAUUGUUCUUAUCCAGCAUAUGGAUUCAAGUGCAGUAUAUCAGGUGGACAGUUUACACUUGAGGGCAUGCUGAAGUCCCCAAGGAUAACCAAGGCAACUUCCACCUCACUUUCAUUGAUGUAUGACAGUCAUAAUGUGGAUCUCACUACAGCCGUACAAAUCCACCCCAUGGAAAUAAAUGCAUACAAAGUUCACUUGAGCUGAGUUUGUGGAGAUGGAGUUGACCCUGAGCUUAAGAUUCAGAUGGGCGAUCUUCACGACUGUCAGUGAACUGUUGGGCAUUUAUGUGGAAAAUUUGAUGUGCGUGGGAUCUGAAGCUCAGGGUAAAAUAGUCAUAUUAGAGAUGGAUUUUGAAUGCCCUUUUUCAUGAUGACAAUUGGAUGUUUUAAUGUCCAUGUUUCAGCACUGGAAGCCAAGAACAGCAUUCAAGAUUUGACUUGGAAGAUUCUCAGCUUGGAUGCCUGAAACUGAUUAUAGAAAAUGAUAAUUGUUUUGUAUUAAAUUAUUUAUGUGACAAAAGUUUUAAGUGCAGUGGCAUUUAGUUUUGUAUCAUAAAAUGUUAAUUUAUCUAAUUUCGGAAUCCUUAAGUGUCUGUAGAGUGUUUGGUGGACCAGAAACUAAAAAGAUUUUAAUAAUUAUUUUAGAAUUUAAAAUUGCACUUAUUGCAUGGUAUUAGGCUGACAAGAAAUGAGAGAUAAGUAAUUAUAGUUAUCCUUUACGAAUAGUUAUCCUUUAUUACAGUCAUUCGCAUUGGUACUGUACUAUCAGUAAUGGUGCUGACACCAAGGCAUACCUUUAAUGUUUACCAUGCAUAGUGCAUUUAAGAAAAAGUUAGGAACAUAUCUAUGCUCUAGAAUGACUGGAUCUGUUUUGAAAACUAGUCUGUUUGUGGAUAUCUUUACAAAAUGAGAAGAAAGCAGAUGUUGUUCGGUAUUAGUAUGAACUUAUUUUAUAAGGGGUUUUGGAUUGGGGAGGGGAGGGGGGGGGAAGAGGAGUUACAGUUAUAUCAGACAAGAUAAUAGCUGGUGAUUAUACCUGUUCUACAUAGGAUUUUUUGCCCAUAAGGGAUAAACCUAAUAAUUAAUGACACAUAUUAUGGAAAUAUUGGUAUUUCAUUUGCCUUGGUUAUUUAUCCCAUUUUACUUGUGUCUUAUGGUAACCAUUUGAAAAGUAUGUGCCAGAUGUUACUCUUAGUUUAUGAGUACGAAAUUGACCACCAAGCUUUCUUUGGGUGAUAUAUUGCCAAUUUUAUUUUUGGUUAAUAAAAGUGUCCAAGCAUGUGUAAUGCAAUAAUACAUUCCAUCAAUGUAAAUACAGCGCCAUCAGUAAUGGUACUGACACACACAUAUAUAUAUAUACUGUGAUCUCUGAUGCAAUAUUACCAUGUUAUACCCAGUUAGAUAUUUUCAGGCUCAAAGUCAACUGUAGGCCUGUUUAACAAAAAGAAGAGUCAGUUUUUGGGCCAAGAUCUCGGCCUACUAAAUUGUAAUUGCAGAAGUUGUAAUUCUAAAGGGCCACUUACCUUGUUUUUUGGUCUUUUAAUGAAGGACCUACAGCAAAUUGUGAUUGUAUUGACUAUCAGUGGUGACAUUAGUCCAUUUAGACAUGUCAAAUACAUUUAUUGUGGACCAAUUAUUUCUAAAACCUUUUAGGCCAAGGAAACAAAGUCAACUUUGCAUUGUCAGCUGCCCCAUUUUAGUGACUAAGCUGAGCCCUGGAACUUGCCCUUGGCGAAAAUUAAAUAUAUAUACAAUUAAAGUGAUACAGGCUUGCAUUGGAAAUUAUUAUUUUAUGAAAAAACAAGUACCAGCCCAAGUCAUAUUUUCUUAAUUUAAUCAACAAUAUGUGGAUGAUGUGAAAUUUAUUGGCUUAAGUCAGUAAUUUAAAUACAUUUAAAAAAUGGGAGCCCAGUUAGACGCACUAAGAAUUGGGUUCUUGACAGUAUUGAGGAUGUAUAAAUAUGCAAUUUAUGUAUUUUGUUGUGGACAGAUGAUUUUUAAAUGUCAGUGAAGUCUAGUCAGCAUUUCUUUUGCUUGAAUUACCAUCAUUAGACAGCUUGAGCUGUUUAUCAAAAUAUUGCUUUUUUUUAUUAGUAUUAUUAUGCCCCCAUGGGAGUACGGAGGUUCAAUGUCAGAUGUGUAUCUUUUACAGAGAAUUAAAAUUCAAAAUGAUAUUCUGUAACAGUCCAUUCUUUCUAUCAUUAUUGUGUAAGUGUUUGUGGAUUCAACUUGUGUUUUCACUGAAUAAUGAAGUGUAACAUAAAACUUGCAAGGGGUCACAGUUGGGCCAAAUUUAAUGGAGGUGGAGGCAAGAUUAGAUAGAUUUGUAAUCAACAUUAACACCAGUUUUGUUUAACUGGUGCAGACUUGAGAAAGAAAGGACAAGGUGCCUCCUGGAUAUGCAAAAGACGUAACCUUGUCGGAAUAUCUUGUACCAUUUAGACUUUUUAUAGGUUUUGUCAUUGCAUUUGUAUAUAAACCAUGCCAUUUUAUCAGAAUUUUAAUAAUUUAUAGAGAAAAAUAUUGGAAAACAUCACUGACAUCAGUCCAUUCAUAGCAGCGUGCCAAUGAUGUAUGAUGCAAAUUUGAUUGGGAGAGGGGAACUUUCAUUAUAUUCAAUUGUAUGUUAAUUAUGAUAUUGUGAAAAAUACUGGAUAGAUAUUUAUUUAAAGCUUGGUCCAGAUAAAAAACUUGCAGAGCAAGAAAUUUUGCAUUUAUAUGACAAUUCUAUUGUGGUAAAAUGUGAACUGUUAAGAGUGGAUGUUUUUUGUCACCUUUUAUUAACAACUCCAUUGUAGUUCACAGAAGCAACCCUAUUUAAGGCAAAAAUAAAAGUACACUAUUUCAAAUGAAAAGGAAACUGGGGCAACAAGCCCCAAGUUGACUAGUGAAGGUUUUAUGAAAGAGGGCAGUGACAUAUUCCACCUUAUUUAAACAACUCGUGAUACAUUUUUAAAUUUCAAUAAAAUUGUC